AUGGCGACCACACCAGUAGUAUGCGUGCCGAUGAAGAUCGACGCCUUCGUGCUCAAUCCUUCGCUCUGCAAUGAACUGCCCAAAUCCACAAUUGCUCCAAUCACACAGCCCAACUACACCUUCCUCCGGCUGGAGCCGGAAUAUGACUAUCUCCAACCAGACAUCCUACCACAUGUUGACCUUCAUGCGGCUGGAAAAGUGUCAACUAAUUCCCGCCUGACGGACUUGGGGACUGGACACACUCGCGACAAUCGCAUUGGUGUUUAUCUGCAUUGGAUCCUGCCACGGGUCUACCGAAGUGGAACGGCCACAACGGGCACCGAUGCAGAGGGCAAGCCGGUGAGCCAUGAAGCGGAAGACAUGCGCAGAGCGGCCUCGGGAUAUCCGCAGGGAGGCAGCGUGGAUCCCGACAAGCAAGCGGUCGUAUAUCGAUCUGCGCCGAACAGGUGGCUGAUCAUCCGGCGGCUGCACAUGGACACGGUGCUACCGCCAGAAGCCAAAGCCCGAGUAUCUCCAUUCCAUGCGUUCCUGGUCGAAAGCGAUCGGCUGAUGAACAUCGAUGAUCUGGGCUCAGGUGUGGAUUUGGAGGUGGACGUGUCCCCGUUUAUCCAGGGAUCCCUCGACGAUCUGGAAGGCCAGGCGGAAAUAUUCAUCGGCUACAAAGUGGACGAUGCGCUGAAGCCCACGCCGUGGAAGGAAGAUAAACUUCCCAAGCGAGUGCCAGUAUCGGUCCUCAACUCCUCGAAUCAGCUAUUCCCAGACUACGUUCCACACAAUGGAAAUGUCUUCUCCAUGGUCGACGACUUCACAUAUGCCCCGGAUGCCAACCACCCGCAGGCGCCCAGGAAGAAAUUGUCAUCGGCCACGGCCAGUUACCAAGUCUUCGGCUGGCACUCGGAUGCGAACAUUGCGGAUGAUCCGUUCCACAUCGUGGUCGAUCCCACGCUUCCGGCUGCUUCCAUCACGCACGCGACCAGGAUGAAAGGAUGCAAAUUCCGGUUUGACUCCACGGUGAAGGAGAACCCGGAUGUGACCGACUGGCUGAACCAGCCGGACAGCACCCGCGUCAUCUGCCACGGCUCCAUGUAUGGCGUGAAAUUCUCCUCGACUGAUUUCAGGGGUGAGAGUCCCAAGGUGAAGAUUCCGGCGGACGACCUGGCUGAUUCCUUCUCCAAAAAUGUGCCCGUGACGAUCGGUACGUCACCGCUAGACACGGUGUUGUCGUUCAUGCGCGCAAAUGUCGAUACAGCGACAGAGUCGAACGAGAAGCGAACGCUAGAUGAUAUCAAGGCUCUGCAGUCGAUCCUGUUGAAGGGAGAGGAGAGCGCUGAUGGGCAGUAUGAGGCCCAGGACAUGCUCUCGGCCCACAACUUCGCUCCAGCCAAGGAUAGCGGUUAUCACUGGCAGCUGGUGGGGGAGAAUUCCCAGGGACGGCCUACAGAGCCCACCGGAGAGCAGUUGACGUCUCUCAAUCGACUCAAUGUGUACCAAGAAGCCCUGGAUCUGACGCUGCGGGAUCUGCGGCUCGAGCGAUGGAAGCUGUGGGCGAUGUGGUGGGAAUACCACACCGUUCUGCCCAGCAUCGAUCCUCAUGUUAUCCAGGCCCUGAAAGCGAAACACCAGAAGCAAGCGGAUGCAGUGCAGGGCUUGAUCGACUCGGCUUUUGGGAAACCAGGAGGCCCCGUUGGCCUUCAGAAACAGAUCGACGAUAUGGCAAGCCAGUUACCCUGUCAGAAAUGCUCGCGAGAUCGAUUCUUCACACUGCGAGACCCGACUCUGUUGGUAUCGGGGAUCUCGUCGCCCUGGCCGGCGGACUUUCUCGAUGACCUGGUGAUACGAACACAUCCUCAAGUAGCAGCACCGGAUACGAUGCCGAGCGAUGCGGUCGGGGACUGGAAAUCAUAUGCCCCGUUUGUGAAAGCAGUCCGCGACGCCGCCAUCUUGCCCACCGCUCCCAUGCAGGAAGCUGUCGAACGCCUGAUGUUGGAAUUCUUCCAGCUUCAUCCCUCGGACCCUGGGGAGAGCUCCUCCCCGUCAGUGCCGUCUGGCAAGGUCGCUCCACUGUACAACGACCAUGCCGAUGGCAAGAAGGGCCCUCGAGACCAAUGGCUCGACACGCAGCCGUGGUUUCCGUUGUUCCUCGAGUGGGAGGCGCACUAUUACCACAUCCCCAUGGAGAACUGGCGGUUUGAAAACGUGCCUGCUCUCGACGUGGGCGCCACACGGACGCGAUAUGGCAUUGUGCCUGACAAACGAUUGAGCGAUCCUGCAGUCUAUGAUGCCCGCAACAUGAGAGUGGUCUCCGGGCGGGUCUUGAUACUGCCCCAGCCGUCCUUUUCGCUCAAGGCGCUCAUCAAGCAGGUCCUGCUGAGCACGCCUCCCAGCGUGUUGAAACAGGCCAUUCCCGACGACAAAGAACGAAACGGCCUGCCGGACGCGGUCGACGGGCUGCAAUUCAUGUCUGCUCCCCUCGACGGGUUCCGGACGCACCUCCUCACCCAGGCCGAAGGAACGCAUGUGAAGCCCGGGCGCCGAGUGCCGGGCCAGCAGAUCGUGGCCCUGCCUGGAGCGAUCAGCGAUGGCAUGUUUACCUCCACCGCGGUGGCGCUGAUGGACACCGAGACGGGCACGACGCCGUACGCAGGCCAGGUCACCUUUCUCGACCAGACGCAUUCGCCGAUGAAGCCGGUGACCCACGGCCAAUUCAUGUUCACCAAGCUUAACGUCAUUGAUAAAUUUGGCCAGGCCGUGAGUGCCAUUGAUCCCCGCUCGAGCGUCGCUCCGCCGGCAUUCUCCCCGGUGCUCAGCGAAUACUACCAGCCGCAGCUGUGGAAGACCACCACGGAAGCCAACGUUAUCUUUCCGUCAGAAACCCGAACCGACUGCCAGUUUGCGCAGAUGCCGCCGUCAAUCAACCAGGAUGCCCGUCUGAACACGGCGUUUCUGAUCCGCGACGAGCCCACGGCCGCCGUUCCCGACCCCCCCUUCCGUCCUGCCGCGGAGUGGGAGUCGCCCAUCUGGGGGUGGCUGGUGUUCAAUUACGUUGAAGAGGGCGUUCAGAUCUUCUUGCCGGACGGCACGUUCUACCGCGAGGUGCGAGUGGGCGGGGUGAAUGGCGCGACGGCGCUACCGAAAUGGGCGCCGUUUGAUCAACCCUCGUCCGUGGGAAGCACGUCGCAGCUCAACAGUUUUGCCGAGUCGCUCCGCAAUGCGUCUACCCUGCACGACUUUCUCGCAUCCAUCGGAUCCGGCCUGGACGCCGUCCCGGAGGCCCCGACGGACUACGCUCAAUACAUGGCCGCCAUCACGGGCAAGCCACUGGCCCUCGUGAAUAUUGGAGUGUCUUUGGAACUGGCGACCGAUCCUCUUGAGAACCAGGCCACCACGAACACCACACCGCCGGAAAAGGAACUGCUGGCUUACCAAUUCAGCGUGAAGCUCGGCGACGCCGACCGCGUCUACGACGGCCUCGUCGGGUUCUACGAUGCGGCGGGCAACACGUUCAAUUCGCACGACGAGACGUGGAGCGGUCCGGCUCCAGGCUUCGAGGCGGAUUUCUCUACGCUGUAUACGUAUUUCCCCAGUGGGCCGUCCACGGCACGAAUCGACGAUGCGACCACCCCUCGCUGGCUGACUCUGUCGCCGUACAAGCUGCCGAACACGCUAGAUCCGGCGGCGAUGCAUGGCCAGCGGAUGGGAGCCAUGAAGGUCGUCACGGCCAUUACAGAUCCAUUCACUGCGAUCCAUGCGUACAGCGGCAUUCUGCCCAUUGCUUCUCUCCAGCUGCCACCGUGGAGUGUGCAGCUGGCGCUGCAGCGGAUGACGACGUUCUUCUCGUUGGGACCGCUGGUCAUCACGAGUCCUUCUCUGCAUGACAGCUACAGGACCGCGCGCAAACUGGAUCAAUCAGCGCCUCCGGUGCCUCAGAGCCAGAUCCCCGCGGGAUCGCAUGGCACGGCUCCUCCGGGCACGGGCAUUCCCAUCCCGGCCAUCCAGAGUGCGGACUGGCGCUGGCUGCAGCCGUUCUUUGUCGACGAUCGUGCCGGAGAUGACGGACAUGGCAAGGGGAAGAGGGAGACGGAGUGGAAUGGGGUGGGCAUUGAAGCGUUGGACGGUAAGGCACGGCUCGAAGGGGGUCCGUAUACGGCGGUGGAGGGAUAUCUCCAGAUGAUGAAGGCUAUGAAUAUCGACGGGAAGAAAUGA
Molecule: messenger RNA, 4203 nt
Organism: Aspergillus viridinutans
Lineage: Eukaryota; Fungi; Ascomycota; Eurotiomycetes; Eurotiales; Aspergillaceae
Exons: 2
Coding region: 1-4203 (1400 amino acids)
Source: RefSeq, a predicted model, not a curated record